CGCUGUGCCAUCUGGGACUGACCUCACACUCUCCCGACGUGUCACAACUUGUUCGCGGAUCGCAAAUAAAAUUUCCACCGCUGAAGGUGAGCGGUCUCCAAAGAAUCGUUAUUUUAAUAUUCUGUGAGCCCCUCCUGACCGCUUGAACAAAUAGGGAGCGACUUUUAAAGCGUCUCCACAUCUGAUCCACAGCUUAUAAACCAGAACUAAACGGCAAGAAAUAUUUUUCAUCACAGCCUCUGAAAGGCAUAUUGUUGAUGUGCGGUGAGACAGACUGUCUCCAGGACUGUUCAUGCGUGGAGCAACUGCGCCUCUGUUCAGUUAUCCAAACCUUCUGAGAGUUGAGGCUCUCCCAGGUUGAUGGCUCAUCUGCAGCAAGAUCAAUUAAAAAAAUACUGCGAGUAACGGAAGAUUUAGCAAAGGCUGCUUGAGUAACAGGUAGAAUUUAAACUUUGUGUCCGAUUGCCGGGUUUCUUGCGCGCUAAAGCCGAUAAUCUGCAUCGUAUCAGCUUCAUAAACGUCACAUUUUUCUACUAGAUUGGUCUUUGAAAUGUACAUUUCUUCACUCUAGGAAAUGAAACGCCUUUUUCUGUCACCAGAACAAAGCAUGGGGCGUCAGUUGAAUUCGUGCUAGAAAUGUGACUUUUGAACCAGCUUUGGGCAGCAUCACACCUCUAGGUAUCCGGACAGGCUCGUCGUUGAGGUUUGUGUUUUUUUCUUUCAGCACCAGGGACAGCUCCUGGCACGCGUCUCAGCUGCGCGCGGUUCAAACUUCUCGCCUCCUUCAUUCAUUCAUUCAUCCAUCCACCCAGCUUCACUGCCGUUCACAUCCACGCUGGUUUUAGGUUUCGAAAAAAAAGAAAAGAAGAAGUAACAACUCAACAGUGCUGCAAAGGAUAUGCGUUUGGUUUGCACGAUCCACUGAUUGCACGGCAGGUCUGGAAACUGAGGAUCCCUGCACAGGCUGUAAUCUACGAAAACCCAGAAGAAAAGAAGGACGGAGAGGAUGGGGCGCAUGCAGUAAAUGGCCUCUGUCAGAAUAAAAACACUGCUUUGAGAUCUGGUGCUGCUGCGCCUCACUGUUCUUUUCUUCAGAGCCGCCGUCAUCAAAAGCCGAUCAGACGCUGACCAGAAACCACAGGCAGGACGCUGACCUUGUUUUGCCAAGGGAUAUGUCAUUGGGGAGAUCCCCUGUGUUGGGGGUGCGCCCUGUGCCCCGACCCCUCUGGCUGUCCCACCUCAGCCUGCUGUGCUUAUGUGUGUCUCUCUUUGCCCAGGCUCCCCAGGGUUUGCCUAUGGUAGGUUAUAACACUGACUCCAAGAGAGAGAUCACACUGGAUGGCGAUUUGAUGAUUGGCGGCCUGUUCCCAGUGCACCAGAAGGGUGAGGGAGCAGAGGACUGUGGGAAGAUCAAUGCUCAGAGAGGUAUCCAGAGACUGGAGGCCAUGCUGCUGGCACUAGAUGAAAUCAACAAGGACGAGCGCAUCCUGCCUGGGAUCAGACUGGGAGCUCAUAUACUGGACACUUGCUCUAAGGACACCUACGCUCUGGAGCAGUCUCUGGAGUUUGUCAGGGCCUCCCUCACCAAAGUGGAUGACAGUGAGUACACGUGCCCCGACGGCUCCUACGCCAUCCACGAUGACGUACCUCUGGCUAUCUCUGGAGUCAUAGGAGGCUCCUACAGUGAUGUCUCCAUUCAGGUGGCCAACCUGCUGCGACUCUUCCAGAUCCCUCAGAUCAGCUACGCUUCCACCAGCGCCAAGCUCAGCGACAAGACCCGCUAUGACUUCUUCGCCCGCACCGUGCCCCCUGACUUCUACCAGGCCAAGGCCAUGGCAGAGAUCCUGCGUUACUUCAACUGGACGUAUGUAUCGACGGUGGCGUCAGAAGGCGACUACGGCGAGACUGGCAUUGACGCCUUCCAGCAGGAAGCUCGCGCCCGCCAGAUCUGCAUCGCCACUUCAGCCAAGGUGAGCCGCUCCAUGAGCCGCUGGAGUUACGAGAACGUGAUCCGCUCCUUGCAGCAGAAGUCCAACGCCAAGGUGGUCAUCCUAUUCACACGCAGCGAAGACGCCCGCGAGCUUCUGGUGGCGGCCAAUCGCAUGAACGUGACCUUCACCUGGGUGGCCAGUGACGGUUGGGGAGCGCAGGAGAGUGUGGUGAGAGGCAGCGAGGCUGUGGCCGACGGGGCGUUCACCAUCGAACUAGCCUCCUAUCCGAUCCCCCAAUUUAAUGACUACUUCACUUCCCUGCACCCCUACAACAACACCAGGAAUCCCUGGUUCAGAGAGUACUGGGAAAACCAGUUCCAGUGCAGCCUCCAUGACCUGGGCUGUGGGAAGCACUCACUCCGCGAGGCUCAGUUUCAGCCAGAAUCCAAGAUCAUGUUCGUAGUGAAUGCUGUCUAUGCAAUAGCUGCCGCCUUACACAACAUGAGGCAGGCCUUAUGCCCCAACUCCACCAAGGUGUGUGAGGCUCUUAAACCUGGCAAUGGCAGGAAGUUUUACAGGGACUACAUUCUCAAGGUCAAGUUUGAGGCGCCAUUUCGUCCACCAGACACAGAGAAUGUAGUCCGCUUUGAUGCCUUCGGGGACAGCCUCGGCCGCUACAACAUUUUUCACUACCACAAAGAAGAUGGACGUUAUGUCUACCGUAAGGUCGGCUACUGGGCUCAGAGUCUGACCCUGAACACCAGCCUGAUCCCCUGGGCUGGCCAGGUCGCGCCAACCUCCCAGUGUAGUGACCCCUGCAGGAAGAACGAGGUGAAGAGCAUGCAGCCUGGAGAUGUGUGCUGCUGGAUCUGUAUCCCCUGUCAGCCCUACCAGUACCUGCAUGAUGAGUUCACUUGUGCUGACUGCAGCUUUGGGCAGUGGCCCCUGGCCAACCUGACAGGCUGUUAUGAUCUGCCUGAGGAGUACAUCCGCUGGGAAGAUGCCUGGGCCAUUGGACCCGUCACCAUUUCCUGUCUGGGGAUGAUGUGUACGCUCUUCGUCAUUGGCCUCUUCCUCAAACACAAUGAGACACCCGUGGUGAAGGCCAGUGGCCGUGAGCUCUCCUACAUCCUUCUGCUGGGAGUGCUGAUGUGUUACAGCAUGACCUUCAUCUACAUUGCCAAACCGUCCACGGCAGUUUGUACGCUGCGUCGGCUAGGCCUAGGCACCUCAUUUGCUGUGUGCUACUCAGCCCUCCUGACCAAGACCAAUCGCAUCGCUCGGAUCUUCAGCGGGGUGAAGGAUGGAGCGCAGCGGCCUCGAUUCAUCAGCCCGGCCUCCCAGGUUGCCAUCUGCGGUGCUCUGAUCUCCUGCCAGCUGGUGGUCGUGGUGGUCUGGCUGCUGGUGGAGACCCCAGGAGUGAGAAAGGAAGUAAGCCCGGAGAGGAGAGACGUGGUCACCCUCAAGUGUAACAGCAAGGACUCCAGCAUGCUCAUGUCUCUCACCUACAACUGCGUCCUCAUUAUCCUCUGCACUGUCUACGCCUUCAAGACCCGCAAGUGCCCCGAGAACUUCAACGAAGCCAAGUUCAUCGGGUUCACCAUGUACACCACCUGCAUCAUCUGGCUCGCUUUCCAGCCUAUUUUCUACGUUACUGCCAGCGACUACAGGGUGCAGACAACCACCAUGUGCAUCUCUGUCAGUCUGAGUGGGUCGGUGGUGUUGGGCUGCCUGUUCGCUCCCAAGGUCCACAUUAUCCUGUUCCAGCCGCAGAAGAAUGUCAGCAAUCUCAGAACGGCCACCACCCGCUUCAGCGUCACCACCGGUCCAGGCUCCAGUUUCUCUCAAGCAUCAGCCUCCAAUGUUGUUCCAACAGUGUGUAACGGACGAGAGGUGGUGGACUCCACAACGUCCUCCUUGUGAAGAUCAGCUGAGUUCCUUGCCAAGCAUUGUAAACAGAGUUAUAUAAUCACUAGUCCUGAAUCAGGUGUCUCAGAUAUUAAAGAGGUCAUACAGACGAUUGUCCUGACUUUGUUGUCCUCAAAGUGCUGUGAGUACAAUGUCCCAAUUAUUUCAUUUUGUUCUUUGACUCGUAGCGAUUUGAAAUGAGAUGCCAAUAAAGUCGCAUAUAGCCCUUGUUUUUAUUGAAGAUUCUACUUGCAACAAUGGAGUAAAUUAUAGUAAAUCUGUUAAAUGUAAUAUAUACAAGACGUUUUUAAUGUAGAUUUUGGUGAACCAGUUUGUGCUUUCUUGUAAUUUAUGUAAAUAAAAUGUGUUUUUUAUUAAUACCAAAAUCACUUAUAGUCUGAACAUUUAUUUGAACAUCACCGUGACAUGCUCAUUCUGAAGGAUAAUAUAAACACAAAUGUAUUGAGGUGUUGAUUUGCUUGGCUUGACACUGUGAACAUUGGGAAAAAUGGAAUAAACCUUGCCAUCUUAGUAACCUGCACGAAUUUGCCAAACAUGCUGUCAUACUAAAUUGUUACAUGUCAUAUACACCUGCCUGACUGCUGCUGCAAGCAGAUAAAUACAGACAGCAGACAAAUUCAAGGAAAAAACUGAAUAAAACAGUGAAACACAUCAAAUUCAGAUCUUUCCAUGCACCAAGGCUCACAGAAAUGGUUUGAUGUAGGAAAAUGACUUGAUAAAAUGCUCUGGCCUUUACCGUCACCAGAAGAUUUUGGAUCAAUGUGUAAGUCAAUGCUCCAUAAGACCAAAUGAUAUACCAUAAACUUUCAUCUUCAAAUCUAUUUAGAGAUGUCAGUUACUGUCUCUGAUACAUCACUGGCUAUGUUUUUCUUUCUAUGUUUGCUGUACUAAAGCCUCUCUUGCAAAACAGAUCUUGAUCUCAAUGAGAUUAAAUGAAUGUUGUCUCAAUAUGAAGACACUUUAUGCUUUUUUUUCCUGCAAUUUACCAUCCACCUGUGUCUAUAAUAAGCUGAAUUAACUGCACAUGCAUGGUGCUUUUCAAUCUCAUAGGACAAAGCAAUUUACACUUUUUACUUUGCCUCUCAUUUACCCAU
This is a messenger RNA of Centropristis striata (black sea bass), 4954 nucleotides long. RefSeq names its product glutamate receptor, metabotropic 2a (gene grm2a). The coding region runs from base 1173 to 3854 and encodes 893 amino acids. Lineage: Eukaryota; Metazoa; Chordata; Actinopteri; Perciformes; Serranidae. The record is from RefSeq and is a predicted model, not a curated record. Gene Ontology annotation, biological process: G protein-coupled glutamate receptor signaling pathway; regulation of synaptic transmission, glutamatergic. The transcript is spliced from 6 exons. Gene Ontology annotation, cellular component: membrane. Gene Ontology annotation, molecular function: group II metabotropic glutamate receptor activity.